AUGAAGAAUUUCACUGAAGUCACUGCAUUUGUGUUGAAGGGAUUCACUGACAACCCUGAGCUGCAGCUCAUCCUCUUCUUCCUGUUUCUAGCAGUUUAUCUUAUCACUCUCCUGGGAAAUUUAGGACUGAUUUUGCUGGUCAUUGGGGAUUCCCGGCUGCACAACCCAAUGUACUAUUUUCUGAGUGUCUUGUCUUCUGUGGAUGCCUGCUAUUCCUCCGUUAUUACCCCAAAUAUGUUGGUGGGUUUCUUGUCCAAGAAGAAAGUCAUUUCACUCCUCGGAUGUGCAGCACAGAUGUUUCUUGCUGUGAUGUUUGGAACCGCAGAAUGCUUUGUCCUGGCUGCAAUGGCUUAUGACCGCUAUGUGGCCAUCUACAACCCGCUGCUGUAUUCCGUGAGCAUGACGCCCAGGGUCUACGCCCCACUCAUCAUCGCUUCCUUCCUUGGGGGGAUUCUGCAUGCCACUGUGCACACGGUGGCCACUUUCAGCCUGUCCUUCUGUGGGCCGAAUGUCAUCCAACACAUCUUCUGUGACAUCCCUGCUCUGCUCGCGAUUUCUUGCUCUGACACUCACACAAACCAGCUUCUACUCUUUUACUUUGCUGGUGCUAUCGAGAUAUUUACUGUGUUAAUAGUCCUGAUCUCUUAUGGUUUCAUUCUGUCAGCUAUUCUUGGGACACACUCUGCAGAAGGGAAACGAAAGUUCUUCUCUACAUGUGGCUCUCACUUAACCGGAGUGUCCAUUUUCCAUGGAACUGUUCUUUUCAUGUACGUGAGACCAAGUUCCAACUAUGCCUUGGAGCACGACAUGGUGGUGUCCGUAUUCUACACCACUGUGAUUCCCAUGCUGAACCCCGUCAUCUACAGCCUGAGGAACAAAGACGUCAAAGAGGCGAUGAGAAAAGGGUUGGGGAAAAACCAGUUUAGGUUUUAA
This is a messenger RNA of Chinchilla lanigera (long-tailed chinchilla), 933 nucleotides long. RefSeq names its product olfactory receptor 1086-like. Gene Ontology annotation, biological process: G protein-coupled receptor signaling pathway; sensory perception of smell. The transcript has a single exon. Gene Ontology annotation, cellular component: membrane. NCBI's taxonomy places the organism in Eukaryota, Metazoa, Chordata, Mammalia, Rodentia, Chinchillidae. Gene Ontology annotation, molecular function: olfactory receptor activity; G protein-coupled receptor activity; odorant binding. The record is from RefSeq and is a predicted model, not a curated record. The coding region runs from base 1 to 933 and encodes 310 amino acids.